GCAGGGGCAGGGCGGGGGGGAGCGGCGCGUGCAGAGGAGGGCUCGUGCCGAGCCGUUAUUUUCGACGGGAAGCGGCUCCCACGUGGUGCGCUGCGCUGUGAUUGGUGCGAAAGACCACGAGUGGCGUGUGCCCAGCUGCAGUUUUAGGGACCCCCCCCCCCACCAUGGCAGCAGAGGAGGAGGAGAGCGGCGGGCUGCGUGCCGAGGUGCUGCGGCUGUCAGCAGAGCUGCAGGAGGCCGUGCGGGCCCAGAAGCAGGCGGCCCGCUGCGGGCUGGCUCUGCUGGAGCAGAACGGCGAGCUCCGUCAGCGCUGCAGGGAUCUCGAAGGGCAGCUGGAGGCCUUGCGCACAGAGCUGGCCUUUGCCACUGAGGCCCUGGCAGAAGCGCAGAGCAGCCAGAGGUGGGCAGUGGCUGCCAGUGAGAGCCGGGAGGAGGCCCUGGUGCAGGAGGCUGCUGCCAAAGAGGCCCAGCUGGGUGCCCGCCUGGAGGAGCAGCGGGGGGACCUGCGGCAGCUCCAGUGCCAGCUCCGUGAUGCCCAGGUGGACAACGAGCGCUUGGCUGUGACCUUACAGGACUUGCGGCAGGAGUGCCAAGCGCUGUCAAGGGAGCGUGCCCAGCUCCGGGAUGCGCUGCAGCAGCGCCGGGAAGCGGAGCCCCAGAACCAGCAGGAGCACCGCGACCUGGAGGAGGAGAUUGCCUCCCUCCAGAAGCAGGUCUCCCUGCUCAGGAGCGACCAGGCAGAGCUGGAGGUGCUGCGGCAAGAGGGCCAGCAGUGGGCAGAGGAGCUGGCGCAGGCCGGGGCCCAGCUGGCCGAGCAGGAGCAGCUCCGGGCGCAGGCGGAACGACGCCUCGAGGAGGCCCUGGGGGCGCUGGCGGCUGAGCGCGAGCGGCGCCGGGAGCAGGCGGCCGCUGGCCUGGGGGACCCUGACGGGGAGGGUGACGGCGGUGCCGCCGCUGCCCCGCCGCCCUGCGGCUCCCCCGGCCCCGCGCCCGGCCUCGUUGCGGAUCUCUUCAGCGAGAUGAGCCUCUCUGAGAUCCGCCGGCUGCGGGAGCAGCUCCUCCAGGCGGAGCAGGAGGCCGCAGGGGCCCGGGAGGAGCUGGCCGAGGCCCGGCGGGCCCUGGAGGCCGGCCCCGCCCCCUGCCGCGACCCCGCCCACCGGGCGCUGACCCGGGAGGUGGCCGCCCUCCGCGCUGCCCUGGGGGCCAGCAGGCAGGCGGCGGGGACGGCGCUGUGCCAGCUGCGGGGCUGCCUGGCGGGGCAGCAGGCGGCAGCGGCGGCGGCGCUGCGGGAGCUGCGCCAGGAGCUGGCGGGGCUGCGGGAGGAGGCGGCCGGGCUCGCCGCCCGCCGUGCCGCGCUGGACGCCAGGUGCGAGGAGGCGGGCGCCCGGGCGGCCGAGGCGGAGCGGCGCCUGGCGGAGGCGUGCGCGGAGAAGCGGGCGCUGGGGGCCCUGCUGCGCCAGGCGCUGCGCCAGCAGCGGGGCCUCGCACGGCGCCUCCGGGGGGACACAGGGCCUGGCCUGGCCCCCUCCGGGCCACUGGCCUGAGGGCACUGGGAGCACCGCCCCCCCCCCCCAACUGGUCUCACUGGGACCCCAAUAAAGGCCCCUGCUGCACCACUCCUGCCUCCUUCCCUCCCCUUGCCCGGACGCCUGGGUCCCCUCCGCCUCC
Molecule: messenger RNA, 1668 nt
Organism: Rhea pennata
Lineage: Eukaryota; Metazoa; Chordata; Aves; Rheiformes; Rheidae
Product: protein bicaudal D homolog 2-like
Exons: 10
Coding region: 165-1544 (459 amino acids)
Molecular function (GO): cytoskeletal adaptor activity; dynein complex binding
Source: RefSeq, a predicted model, not a curated record